GAGGAGGCCGAGGGCCCGGCGGCGGCCGCCCAGAGCCCCCGCGGACCGCUGGUGCCCGGCCACUCGGGCGUGGUGCUGUACCUGUGCCCCGAGGCGCAGUGCGGGCAGACGUUCGCCAAGAAGCACCAGCUGAAGGUGCACCUGCUGACGCACAGCAGCAGCCAGGGCCAGCGGCCCUUCAAGUGCCCCCUGGGCGGCUGCGGCUGGACCUUCACCACGUCCUACAAGCUCAAGAGGCACCUGCAGUCGCACGACAAGCUGCGGCCCUUCGGCUGCCCCGCCGAGGGCUGUGGCAAGAGCUUCACCACCGUGUACAACCUCAAGGCACACAUGAAGGGCCACGAGCAGGAGAACUCGUUCAAGUGCGAGGUGUGCGAGGAGAGCUUCCCCACGCAGGCCAAGCUCAGCACCCACCAGCGCAGUCACUUCGAGCCCGAGAGGCCCUACCAGUGUGCCUUCUCAGGCUGCAAGAAGACCUUCAUCACCGUCAGCGCCCUGUUCUCCCACAACCGCGCCCAUUUCAGGGAACAGGAACUCUUCGCCUGCUCCUUCCCGGGCUGCAGCAAGCAGUAUGACAAGGCUUGCCGCCUCAAGAUCCACCUGCGUAGCCACACGGGUGAGAGGCCCUUCCUCUGCGACUUCGACGGCUGCGGCUGGAACUUCACCAGCAUGUCCAAGCUCCUGCGGCACAAGAGGAAGCACGAGGACGACCGCAGGUUCACCUGCCCCGUGGAGGGCUGCGGCAAGUCCUUUACCAGGGCCGAGCACCUCAAAGGCCACAGCAUCACCCACCUGGGCACGAAGCCCUUCGUGUGCCCCGUGGAAGGCUGCUGUGCUAGGUUCUCUGCCCGGAGCAGCCUCUACAUCCACUCCAAGAAGCACCUGCAGGACGUGGACACUUGGAAGAGCCGCUGCCCGGUGUCCACCUGUAACAAACUCUUCACCUCCAAGCACAGCAUGAAGACCCACAUGGCCAAGAGGCACAACCUGGGCCAGGAUCUCUUGGCGCAGCUGGAGGCGGCCAAUUCCCUCACGCCCAGCAGCGAACUGACCAGCCAGGGCCACAGUGAUCUCAGUGGCCCCGAGAUAGUGUCUCUCUUCUCCGACGUGCCUGGCGCUGGCUCUGCCGCCGUGCUGGACACGGCCUUGGUCAAUUCGGGAAUCCUGACGAUCGAUGUGGCUUCCGUGAGCUCCACUCUGGCGGGGAGCCUCCCCGCCAGCAGUCCAGAUGCCCUGGGGCCUGCUGUGGAUGCCCGCGCCCUGAGGCCCGCCAGCGACCUGCCCCAGAGUCUGGACACCUCGCUCUUCUUCGGAACCACGGCCUCUGGCUUUCAGCAGAGCCCCCUGGAUCUGGAUGAUGUCUCCAGUGGCAGCGUGGGGCCCUUGGGCUCCCUCGACUGUCUGGCCAUGAAAAACGCAAGCGCAGAGCCCCAGGCUCUGACGCCCAGCAGCAAGUUGACCGUGGACACGGAAGCUCUCACUCCUUCCAGCACCCUCUGUGAAAACAGCGUCUCAGAACUCCUGACUCCAGCCAAAGCCGACUGGCAUGUCCAUCCUGACUCGGACUUCUUUGCGCAGGAGGAAGACAGCCAGUUUGGCUUCUCCAACCCAACAGGAAACCAUGGCUGUCACAAAGAAACAGAUCUUAUCACAGCGACGGGCAGCUCCUUUUUGGUAUGAACCGACUCUGUUCCUUCCCUGCCACGCCACGGGGCUUGCUUUUAUUUUGCUCGAAUUUGAGGGGCCUCUGGACUGAAUGCUUCCGGCCGUGGGAUCAUUUCUCACUGCUUUGAGAGACAGCCCUUCCCUCCCUGGACUGCAAGUGUGGAGAUUUUCAUUCUGAUCUUGAGUGGAACUGACAAGUUCUGUGACCCUGAGUUUCUCUGUGACUGUGAAGCUGGCCUAUGUUUUCCUGAGAAUCUGGUAAUGGGGCAGAGAAUGAUACUCCUUUCUGUGGUCUGGCAUGCUCAUUCUUUAUAGUUUUCCAGAGUUGAAAGAAAUGAAAGUUUGUAGCUGAAUAUUGUGUUAACUCUCUAUCAUGAGUAUAGCAUUUGUCAUUUGUGAAGUAUUUUCAUAACUUGUGUUUUAUUUGCUAUUCAGACCAACCCUGUGAAGUACUCUUGGCAAAGUCUGUGUUUCUUAUUAUAAUCUAGCCAACUCAAACUCCACAUGGGUUGUGAUUGACUGACAAUUUUAUGUAUAGCUUCAAAUGAGGAAGACAAACUCCUUUUACCUCUCCUGUCCAUGAUUUUCAUGAUUUAUUACUGUAUUAUAACUAGUUGCUGCUUUCACAUUAGUCUGUUACCUUCUGUUUACUUUGUCUCUAGUCCACUCCCUUCUAUGUGCAUUUUAGUCCUUGUCAUGCCUUGGCUUUUUAAAAGUGUUUAAUGGAUAGCUCUCUUUUCUGUCACUAUUCCUCAGACAUUCUCCUCAUGGAACAAUUUCUUCUGACACUAACAUUUGCUGAGUGUACACUGCAGUUCUGUGUGUAUAGUUAAGAAGUUAUUUUUUGAGCUUAGAUAUGACUAUGUGUAUAUAUGAUUCAAAUCAUAAAGGAGAUUAUUUUCUAUGCUGUUCAUAUGAAAAGUGGUUUUUGGUUAAUUCCAUUUUAAAAAAGAUUUUGCCAGGGAGUCCUUCUAAUACUUUUUAUUUGCUCUAAAGUACUAGCUCAAUAGUAUUUGCAUGUAGAUAUCUGUGGAUGACUGUUGUUGUAGCACUUUUGAAGUGCACUAAAAAUUUGCCACUAUGAAAUGUUUCUGUAUUGAGUGUGGUUGUAUACACACAUACCCUGCAGACUCAUAUAUAUUUAAAAGUUGUAUUCAUCCAGUGUACAACAAAAAGUAGAAAUACAUUUAAAAUCGGAGAUGUGCUUCAAAUUUCAUUGUGUUUAUCCAUUCAACAUUCUCUGCUCUUUGCUUUGGAAAUAUUUGUACUCUUAAAAUAUAUUUCAAAAAUGUUAUUAAUUAAUGCCUCUUAAAUAGAGCACUAUUUUUGGUGUCUAGUAAAUAUGUAUGUCAAGGAUUGAAAUGAAUACACAGUCUUGAAAAUCAAAUAAAUUUCUAAAC
Dipodomys ordii (Ord's kangaroo rat) is the source of this 3065-nucleotide messenger RNA. Its product is annotated as zinc finger X-linked protein ZXDB-like. Gene Ontology annotation, biological process: regulation of transcription by RNA polymerase II. Gene Ontology annotation, molecular function: transcription coregulator activity. Gene Ontology annotation, cellular component: nucleus. The transcript has 2 exons. Lineage: Eukaryota; Metazoa; Chordata; Mammalia; Rodentia; Heteromyidae. The record is from RefSeq and is a predicted model, not a curated record. The coding region runs from base 331 to 1680 and encodes 449 amino acids.